This is a messenger RNA of Danaus plexippus (monarch butterfly), 659 nucleotides long. RefSeq names its product gamma-secretase subunit pen-2 (gene pen-2). The transcript has 3 exons. The record is from RefSeq and is a predicted model, not a curated record. NCBI's taxonomy places the organism in Eukaryota, Metazoa, Arthropoda, Insecta, Lepidoptera, Nymphalidae. The coding region runs from base 102 to 407 and encodes 101 amino acids. Gene Ontology annotation, cellular component: gamma-secretase complex. Gene Ontology annotation, biological process: Notch receptor processing.
UGACUUCAGUUUACGUUGUGCAAAUGUAUGACACAUAAACAUUAGAGAUCUAAGUAGUAUUUUCAAGUAAAAGUAGUUUUACUGUAAAAACUAAAAAGACAAUGGAUUUAAACAGACUGACCAAUGAAAAGAAACUGCAGUUGUGUAGAUGGUAUUUUAGAGUGGGAUGUGCUUUACUACCGUUUGUGUGGGCUGUAAACGUUGUUUGGUUCUUCAAAGAGGCUUUCAUGAAGCCUCCAUACAAUGAACAGAAACAAAUAAAGAAAUAUGUAAUUUUGAGUGGUGUGGGCACUAUAAUAUGGGCGGUGUUGCUAUCAGCGUGGUCAUUGGCAUUCCAGAUUAAACGGGUCUCAUGGGGUGCGACCGGGGACGCCCUAUCAUUUAUAGUGCCAUUAGGACACCCUUAGGCUGGCUCCAGUAUUGCCAGUUGAUAAAAAGAUACCAAAUACCAAUGUAAAAUGCAUUUCAUGAACUCACUAACCAAUGUAUUGGUAUUGAGCGUUGAACUCAAAGCAUAAUCUGAAUUUUCUCUUAGAAAAAUGUCUUACUGAGACUAAUUGCGUCUCAUUACAGAUCGAGCCUAACUUCAUUAAGUAAUUUAGUGUUAAGUCAUAACGAAACCGUUUCUAAUAAUAAAUUUAACUUUGAUGUUUUUACAA